Molecule: messenger RNA, 915 nt
Organism: Salvelinus sp. IW2-2015
Lineage: Eukaryota; Metazoa; Chordata; Actinopteri; Salmoniformes; Salmonidae
Source: RefSeq, a predicted model, not a curated record
AGGACAUCACUGCGUACCGCAACAAGGGCAAGGUGCCCGUCAGCAUGCCGGCGAAGGUGGCUGCCCCAACCAAGGACGAUGACGAUGACGACGAGGACGAGGACGACGACGAGGAUGACGACGAGGACGACGAGUAGAUCAACGUUGUUACGUGUAGAGCUUAUCAUUUCUUGUUUAUAAAGCAUUUAACCCCUCUUGUUCACACGUCACUUACUCUGAACAAAAGAAAAAAACAUUACUUGAAAAAGUUACCCCCCCCAUAAAAAGAACCCUCCCCUCCUUCUCUCCCUCCAAAAACAUAAAUCGCUGUGUAUAAGAAUUGUUUUGCAUCUGUACAGGUCGUUGUCUCCUUUUUGUAUAGUUAACACUACAACAGUGUCACCUGUGUCUGUCUGUGUUUCUAUCUCCCAGUCUCUUUUGCGUCCCCCAAAAAAAUGGAAUCCUAAUUCCUUAUUUAGUGCAAUACAUUUGACUACUUUUUGACACUUGGACUGGCCACUGAAUAGGGUUCAGGUCAAAAGUAGGGCACUAUAUAGGGAAUAGGGUGCAUUUUGGUCCCCCCUUUGUUACAGUUUAAAGCGGUUGUAAAAAAAAAUAAAUAAAUUUAAAUACAAAUUUGGCUUGGUAACCGAUGGGUCUUAUUUGCCUUAGCUAGCAGUGCACAGCAGCACAUUACCUAGUUAUAAUGUAGGGUCUUAGUAGUUCUUCUGUUUCCAAUGGCCCGUUUGUUUUUCUGGUUUUAAAUGACGUAUUAUCAGCUUGCCGUAUUAUCAUAAAGUUAUUUUACUGGACUAUUUGAAUACCACUGUAAUUGCAAUAAGAAGAAAUAUUUGCAUUUGUUUUUGUUUUUUUUGUGUGUGUUGAGAUUCUGAAUUGCUUCUGACGUCAAUAAACUUUCUUUAUUUUUUAUUUUUA